UGUGUAUUUUUUACUCGGCUGCUCUGCGUUUAUUUAAUUCAUCCUAAUAAUAUUGUGCUGGAUCUGGACUUUGGUAAUUUGUGUGGCCAUGCACACUAAAGCGUUUUGAAUACUACAGCUCCAAGGAAGAACAAUUUUGGUAGGGUAACUUUCGGUAGAGCAGGAAACGGUCAAGUUAGCUGUUCCGCCAACCGACCCCCCUCCCACCCUCACCCAGCUUUAUUUGACAGACACGAACACGGUGUGGUGCGGAGUGGUGCGGUGGCCAAUACAGAGACAAGACCGUGUCUUCUUAUUUCGUCUCAAAGCUGGCGCCCAUUGCGGUAUCAGCUGCGGCUGCUUGAAGAAGAUCCAUUUGUUUUGUAAGAGGAAGAUAUAGGUAGAGCUACCCUUAACGUGGCUAUGUCUAGAGAAGUUGGCGAAAGCAGCAACGGAUUCUCACGUUUAUCGGCAGAUGCAAGAUCCAUAACUAACGGCAGUGUCUCCUUGAUGCAUAUGCAAGGGGCCCAGACCCAGGGCAAUCGCGACAGCAACAAUGCCUCCAAUAUCGCCAAGGCUCAUCGGAAUUUUAAACUCAUUGCGGAUCCUCAGUUGGUUAAAUGUAAUGGUAAACUAUAUCGCUAUGAUGGGAUUGUUCCGGGUGAUCCCACCUAUCCCACCAUAACGCCGCGGGAUCCGCGUAAUCCUCUGAUACGGAUUCGAGCUAGGGCAGUGGAGCCCUUGAUGUUGCUCCUGCCGCGAUUUCUCAUCGAUGCGGACUAUGUGGGCCAACCGCCUGCAAUUGAAGUGACUGUGAUUAAUCUCAAUGACAACAUCGACAAGCAGUUCCUCACCAGCAUGCUGGACAAGUGUGGAACGCCCGAUGAAAUCCACAUCUAUCAUCAUCCAACCACCAACAAGCAUUUGGGCAUUGCCCGCAUUGUCUUUGAGAGCACCAAGGGGGCGAGACAGUUUGUCGAGAAGUACAAUCAAAAGUCCGUGAUGGGAAAGAUUUUGAACGUAUUUUGUGAUCCUUUUGGUGCGAUUUUAAAGCAAACCAUCGACAACAUAACGAAUCCCGUUCCGGUCAAGCCAACACCGAUACCGACGACGCCCAUUGCUCAACAUCCGGUGCCAACGAUGAUGCCAGGUCAUGAAUUCAGUGCAGAGAAAGAUGGCAUGGAGCAUAUGAUGGGUCCUGGUGGAUUUAACUCAUUUCACAAGGGUGCAGACCGGAACGAACGUGAUAGGGAUAGAAAUUGGGAAAGAGAGCGUGAACGCGAUCGCUAUGUGAAAGACCGGGAUCGAGAUCGAAGUCGACAUUCCUCGGAACGAAAUUAUGAGCGUGAUCGUGGAAUCCGUGAUAAAUAUACAUCGUCGUCUGCGUCGUCAUCACAACGCCACGACCGUCAUCAUUAUCGUCGGCGUUCAAGAGACAAAAGUCCAGAGGGCAUACGGGACCGGGAUAGGGAUCGAUUUUAUGCCUCACGGGACAGGGAUCGCGAGCGUGAUGGUAGACAACGAGAUUUUCCCCGCUCCCGGGAAAGAGAUGGCAGUUUCCGUGAGCGUAAUAGAUCGCGCGACCGAUCCCGAGAUCGUGGACCAAGGGACAGGCGAGAUCAUCAUCGACAGAGUCCGUCGAAGGAACGAGAUUACCGAGAACGAGAUCGGGAUCGUGAUCGAGAUCGAUCUGCAGAAACGGAUCGUAGAGAUAGAUUAAGUGUUAAAUACAGCAAACGCUACUCCAGUCAUGAAUAUAGUGAAACCUCAUCCGAAAUUGGAGCUGGCGGCAGCUCUCAUAACUCAAAAAAUCAUCAAUAUUAUGCUGGAAUUUCGGCCACAGGCUAUGGAUAUAAUAAUUAUAGCUACACCAUGACUGAAAAUGUUCAGGCCUGGUCCUCACAUCGAAGUUGGACUGCCCCCCAACCCGAUGUGCAACCACAGCCACCGCCGCCGCCACCACCGCCCGAAGAUGAAGAGGAAAAUUGGGAUGAUACAGUACCACCGCCACCGACUAGAUUUGAUGCAAAGGCAAGUUCUCCCACCACAGGAGUGUCGCCGGAAAAGGAGCCAAAGACUAAUUCCGUUUCAGAUACGGAAAAUGUAGACUUGGAUACACGGAUUGCUUUAAUAUUUAAAGGCAGGACAUUUGGAAAUGCGCCUCCAUUCCUUCAAAUGGAUAGUAGCGACUCGGAAACGGACAAGGACAAGGAGAAAGAUAAAGAUAAAGGCAAAUCUGAUGAGGCCGCCAAUCCAAAGGCAGCUGUAUCUGAGCCUCAAUCCGAUUCAAAUAAUUCCGAAAACCAUAACAAGAAGCAACGGCAACAUCGUAAAGAACAUGGCGCCAGUGAUAUAUCGAGUGAUGAUGAUGGUAUUUUGGUUAGAAAAGAGGCGGCAUCAUCAAAAGUCGAAGCGGAUCAAAAUUGCGAUGAUAAUAUGUCUCUGUCUAGUCUCUCUUCCCAUGAAGAUUCGGCAAAUUCAACAGAUCAGGCAAUAAAAAAGUCAGUUGCUGCCUCAUCGUCAUCCGCAUCCGCAGCAAUGACAUCAUACAUUUAUCCUACGCAUCCUCAGCCAUCUGAUCCAAAUCAAUAUUAUUACCCACAACAUUCUGCAUACGGGCAUUAUCCCCCCGUUAUACCAGGCCGAUAUUUCUCGAAUCCAGCUUACUUGCCCGGUGUGGUAUCAGGAGCACCAUUUAACUUGGAUUUGGAUCCUUAUGCCCAGACAUAUGGCGGCUACCCGGAGUCAGCAAACGCUUUGUCAGGUCAAAGUGAUGAGAUGAGGCAGAAUGUGAAGAAAGUCAUUAAUUACAUUGUCGAGGAGCUAAAGCAGAUCCUCAAGCGGGAUGUGAAUAAGAGAAUGAUUGAGAUGACAGCCUUUAAGAACUUUGAAGCCUGGUGGGAUGAGCAGACUGUGAAAGCGCGCUCCAAGCCUUUGGCCGAAUCAACAGGUGAACAGGCAAAUUCGCAGGAUAAAAAUACAAAUGCGGCCAAUGCCAACACGAAUCCAAGUGGAAACCAAGAAAAGGCACCCGAUAUCAAUCAUUUUAUUAAUACGCCAAGAGAUAUUCCCGAUUUCCAGACAUUCUCCAACAUUGGAAUAGGCAUAAGGGCGGCAAUGCCUAAGCUGCCAUCAUUUCGGCGAGUUCGCAAACAUCCUAGUCCCAUUCCCAGCCAACGAAGGGCGUCCUUGGAUCGCGAUUUGAGUGACCAAGAGGAGAUGGUGCAGCGUUCGGAUUCGGAGGAUAAGGAUGAUUCCCAUUUGGGUGACACAACGACGACUACCUCGCACACUCAGAAUCUUAAGGAACGCAUUUUGGAUUCGGAACGCAGGGAUAAACAUCCAAAGCGGCGAGGCAGUGCAUCAAGUUUCUUUUCGUCCUCCUCCUCGUCGUCGUCUAGUGAUGGAGACGCAGGCGGGGCUGAAAACGAUGCGAGCAGUGAUGAUAGUUUUGACGAUGAUGGCCUACAGAUGAGGAGUGUUAAUCAAAGGGACAGACUUAUGAGAAAGCGUAGGCGAGACUUGAAACCAGUAGCCGAGGGCGACAAUAUGCCUUCUUCAAUCUAUUCGGAUUCGGAGGAUGAGAAGAAACCAGGACAUCAGGAUACUGAUGCUCCCAAGCGAGGGCGUACGAAAAAAAUUGAUAUUUACUCUGAUACGGAUGAGGAUGACAGCGAGCGUCAACAUCAUCAUAAGCAAACCGCAACUGUUUCAACAACCAAAAUGGUAUCAUCUAUACCAUCCGACUUGGAAGAUAUUAGCAAAGACAGUAGUUUUGGCAAUUACGACGACGAUGCCGCCGAACAUAUCGAUGAGAAAUUCGCAACUGGUCUCAAGUCCGGCGAUAAAACUGAUGAAGAAUUUCGCAGAUCACCCACACCCAUCCCGCCGCCCGACUACAACGAGGAGGAAGCCCUUCCGAAGCAUAGCAAUGACGCUGACGAUGAUCAGGUUAAGACUAAGCAGAAAUCACAUUUUGAAUACGAUCGCAUUUACAGUGAUUCGGAGGAGGAGCGCGAGUAUCAGGAGAAGAGACGACGCAACACCGAGUACAUGGCCCAGAUUGAGCGAGAGUUUAUGGAAGAACAGCAGAGAAACAAACAGAACUUUGCCUCUGAAGUAAAGAAAUCUGAACUUAAACUGGAUAUUACCACAAAGAUCACGAGCAGCAGUUUGCCUGACACGCCGGACAUAACAAAACCACCGCCAACUCCGGGUGGAAAGAUAUUAAUGGAAGAUAUGUUGCUCUACAACAAGAGCAUUGACAUGACAUCUAUCACAAAGGAGAGUGGAGUAGUCAAAACAGAAAUUGAUAUAGUUGCAGUCAAGGUGGAGACAGAGACCAUAACUCCACCAGUGGAACAUAAGACUAGUCUAGCCAAUGGCGGCACCUCCUCUGAUCUAUCAUCGCUGCCCCAUGAUGAUGAUCGCAAUAUUGAGAAGGGCAAACAAUCUCCAGCCUCUUCGGACGGCGGAUCCAGUCAAGCAUCGCAGGCCAGCCAAGUGGCCCUGGAACACUGCUAUUCUCUACCACCGCAAGCUCAAUCUGGUGCCGCUGCACUUGCCGUAGCAUCUAAAAUAAAAACACCGCCAGACGGUAGUGAUCUAGCUGGUGGUAAGCCGGGUCCUGGUCGACCACGCAAAGAUUCCGGUCGUGUUACAUUGAAGCAAAAGAAAAAAGAUUCGGCACCACGUCAGGCCAAUGCCAAGACGAAGAUGCUAUCGAUUAACGAUUCAUUGGCCGAACUGGCUCGCCAAACGGCUAACUUUGUACCCUACGAGAUGUACAAUCCGCGUGACCAGAACGAGGAAAUGGUAAUUCUGUAUACUUUCCUAACAAAAGGCAUUGACUCUGAGGACAUCAAGUAUAUCAAGAUGAGCUACAUGGAUCAUUUGCAGAAAGAGCCAUAUGCUAUGUUUUUGAAUAACACCCAUUGGGUGGAUCAUUGCACAACGGAUCGAGCAUUUUGGCCACCGCCACCGAAAAAACGUAGGAAAGAUGAUGAAUUAAUGCGGCAUAAAACGGGUUGUGCUCGCACUGAGGGUUACUACAAGUUAGACGUGCGGGAGAAGGCCAAACACAAGUACCAUCAUACCAAGGCCAAUGCCGACGAUGUGCAGAAUGAAGAUCGAUGCGACGAGCCGACAGCGCUAACGAAUCAUCAUCACAAUAAGCUAAUAUCGAAAAUGCAAGGCAUUUCGCGGGAGGCGCGCUCAAAUCAGCGACGACUGCUCACAGCUUUUGGCUCAAUGGGCGAGUCUGAGCUGCUUAAAUUUAAUCAACUCAAAUUCCGAAAGAAACAACUGAAAUUUGCCAAAUCAGCUAUCCACGAUUGGGGAUUAUUUGCUAUGGAGCCCAUAGCAGCCGAUGAGAUGGUCAUUGAAUACGUUGGACAAAUGAUACGACCAGUUGUGGCCGAUUUAAGAGAGACCAAGUAUGAAGCGAUUGGAAUUGGCAGCUCUUAUCUAUUCCGCAUUGAUAUGGAAACGAUUAUCGAUGCCACGAAAUGUGGAAAUCUCGCACGAUUCAUAAACCACAGUUGUAAUCCCAAUUGUUAUGCCAAAGUCAUUACCAUAGAGUCGGAGAAGAAAAUCGUAAUAUAUUCAAAGCAGCCCAUCGGUGUGAAUGAGGAAAUUACAUAUGAUUACAAGUUCCCAUUGGAGGACGAAAAGAUCCCAUGCCUGUGUGGCGCCCAAGGAUGCCGGGGUACGCUCAACUAAAUUCUUGAAUCCCUGGCGAUUUAAAUAUCUCUACAAAUGAGUUCCAUUUGAACUUUGCUAUUAUAUUCUAACUACUAUAAAUAUUUGUCAGUUUUUGUGUAAUAUUCAAUGAAAAUUACGAUUAUGUGGAACAAUAUUUUGCUGAUUAGUUUGGCAUGUAUAUAUACAUAGAAUAUAGCUUAAUCUUUCCGUCUCCAAUAACAUUAAAAAAUUUAGAUAAGUUUACAGAAUUUAAUAUAGUUUAAUCUCCCCUACCGCGCAGCAAUAACGACGAGGAAUUUAAUAUAAUUUUAGUUUCACUUGAAGAAGAAUUAGUCCUAAGUUAUCAAUGUUCGUAGUGUUUAGGAUUUAGUUUGCGAACAAACUAAUUAAAUAAACGAACCAUAACUGA
Molecule: messenger RNA, 6091 nt
Organism: Drosophila willistoni
Lineage: Eukaryota; Metazoa; Arthropoda; Insecta; Diptera; Drosophilidae
Gene: Set1
Product: histone-lysine N-methyltransferase SETD1
Exons: 6
Coding region: 403-5700 (1765 amino acids)
Cellular component (GO): Set1C/COMPASS complex
Molecular function (GO): histone H3K4 methyltransferase activity; RNA binding; protein binding
Source: RefSeq, a predicted model, not a curated record